UUGUUGUUGUUGUUGUUGUAGUUGUUAGUUGUCGCUGAUGUUGUUGUAGUUGUUGCCGUUGUCGUUUGCCGUUCGAGUGAUUUGGAAAUUCAAUUUUCACACUUAGUGCCAUCGGCCGACGGUUGGCGGCGGUUUGUCCGACUCAAUUCGUGUGUUUAGCUCAACUAAUUAGAGCGGACGGCCACACGGCGGAUGGGCUAUAUCCACCCGCCUGCUAAUUGCUCGGCAUUUACGUGCACUGCAAGGUGGAAGCCGCCAGGACACUCCGACUCUCCCCCUUCCCCACCACCUUCUGGAGCUCCGCAAACAUUUGCAUUCACAAAUAUGCAACCGACGACAAACAAACAGCCAAACAAGCGGAGCAACUGGAAUAAAAAAUGCUGCAUGGCGGCAGGCGCAAAGUGUGAUGAAGCUUUCGAGGAAGGGGGAUUGGGUUUCAGUUUGGCUCUGGGUUCGGGUUCAGGCGGUUGGGUUAUUUCGGAGUGGACUGCGGAGCCAGCUAAGCCAAAAACGACAAACGAGGAACGAGGAACGAGAAACGCAACUGGCAGCGGCAAAAGUUUAGAUGCAACAGCAAAAACAACAAUAACAACGGUAAUAAGUUGAGCAAAUUUUUGCAUUUAAGUGUAAAUAAAGUUGGCCGCUCCGUGGGAGUGUGUGUUUGUGCUAAAAACCAUUGCAGAAAAACAAACAAGUUAUGGAAAAGUUGGCUAAAACCACCGCAGGCCACAAUUGUUGGCUGCUUAAGUAUGAAUAUUUUGCGCUUACAUUUUUCAAAUAAAUAUGGAAUUGCAAACAAUCCACUGAAGAUUAAAGUCAAGGAUUUGCCCAGUCCCUCUAGCAUGCGGGUUAAAUAAAUGCUGAAUAUAGCAAUGUAACCCUUUACAACUUGUAUAUUUAUGUGUUGCAUUUCUACAAAUAACUAAACGAAAUCUCUGCAACCUAAAAGUAAACAUGUAAUUUCAUUAUCCUUUUUAUUAUUUAUGCCUUUUAAGUGAGUUAUGAGCUUUGAACGAAUACUGUUGGGAAUCAAUAGUUUUUUAAGAGAAUUUCUUGAAUGCUGGCACAGACGAAAUGAAGAACUUGGCUUCAGACGGUAUUAAGGCAUUUUUGAGAUUCCCCUAAAUAUGAAUUUAAAUCAAUUGAUUCCCCAAGGUCGCUGGAAACCUCUUUUCACUGAGAAGUAAAGUUAAAGUGCUCAUUUUAUUUUAUUUUGCCUAAGCCCCUUGCAUUUCGUUUUACACAGCUAUGUGAGAUCAUCUUUACGACAAUAUUAUUACUUAAAACGCAUUCAUUUGGCUCCGGUCUCCCGCCUUUUGGGCGCCCACGUUACCCCACUUAAUUCAGAGCCGGGCCAAAAAACUUUUUUACACCUUUGCCGACAAAGGAAAUCCUGAAAAUCCGGCACUGCUGCCACCCCGGAGCAUAAAUCAAGGGGGCAGGCCGUAUUGUGGGCGUGGCCGGUCGGAAUAUGAUAUCAACAGCAGGCGGUAUUCGGAAUUCGGCAAAUCGUGCGUUAAAACAAACUUUGCGCAAACUUUUGCGAGUAAAAUCUCACGCGUUCCUGGGGAGGAAGUGGGCAGGUUGGUUAAGUGGGGCCACUUGGGUGGUGCUGGUGCUGGUGGGUCGGCGGGACUUAAGGGGGUCGCUGGGCUGGGCUGGCCUGGUCCGUGGCUCCACAAAUGUGUGCCAAACUGUAAAAACCAUUGCUAAUGGACUUCUGGGAGGCGGGCAAAGCCAACUGUCGUCGCCUCCGUCGCCAUCUCGGGAAUCUGUCGCUGACAUUUGGCAGUCGGAGCUGGAAUCCAGUUGCAGAGCCCCGUUCGACCCGCUGGCUUCCCGCACCCCUGGCUUAUUUAAAUUACAAUGAGACGGCUGCCUGCGCGCAAAUACUUCGGGCCAAAGUUGUGCGCACAACGGCCGGCGGAGCUUGGCAAACAACUUGGCCAACUUGUAAAUUGAAGUUCGAAUCGGGAGCUGGGAGCUGGGAGCUGGAGUUGGGAGCGGAGUCGCCGGGCAGGAUAGUUCUGAGCUGUUAAGCAUGUCGCCGCCCAUUCAUGGCCAAAGGCUCUCGAAAUUGUGAUUACAUUUGCGCCACUUUGCGUGCCCAUAGAUCUGGGCCACUUUAAUUUAAUGAACACACCGUUGAAAUUAUGAAAGCGACCGCAAACCAAAAGCCGAAAUCGAAAUGCUCACUCAAUAACAAACUGGGCUGCGGAUUGCGGAACGGGGUAAAUUGGCUAAUUGAUUGGAUUGGUUUAUGAAGAGGGAUGUGCGGAUAAGUGAAUUUAUAAAUUGAAAUGAGCUUCAAUAAAUUGAAAGACGGCGGGGAAUACUCAUUGCAGUUUACAAGCAAAGCAAAGUUUUAAAAGCUUUUAAAUAUUAAAAGUAUGUAAUUUAAUAACCUUUAACUUCUCCCCAACGAAUUCCUUUAUAUUAAGAUUUUAAACCACAAUUUAUAUAUGGUUAGGAACAGAAUGCACUUCUCGAAAUGGGAAGAAAAGGAAUUCUCCUUUUGAUAGAAUACGAGAUUGGUUCACUUGUUGUUUGUUUGCACUUUCAAGCCCUUUAAUUUCUAAGAUGUCAAAAAGUUCACAAAUUGAAUUUGCCACAAAAUGGCAAGCAGAAGAGUACAAAAGUUUCGUAGCUGCUCCGAAAUUCCCCGAAAAUAGUUUUGCCGCCGUAAUUGGCUCGCAAUAACAUAUUUUGGCCCAGAAAUUGCGGCGAAAUGGAUCAGCAGCAGCUCGACAUGGACAUGUGCUGGCCCAAAAUUAAAUGCGAGUCAGCCUGGCUCUCGGCUGCGUGGCAUGCGAGGCACGUUGGCGACGAUGACGUGAGUCUUGGAGGGCUUCGCCGAGAUGGAACCGGAGUUUUGCGGGAUGGGGAUGGGGAUGGGCGGUUGUUGAUAUUAAAGCCACAUUAACAUUGAGCUUGAUGGCUGCUUUGAUGGGCCACGAUACGUUUUUAAAUGCGCGAAUAUUGUCAGUUGUCGCAAACGGUUUCGGAUUCACAUACAGUUUCGGAUUCGGAUUCGCACUGGGAUCGAGUGAGUUAUCAUAACCCCAGGCGAAGGCGACCUUGCGACCGUUGCGUUGCUGAAUUCUGAUGGGAGAAUCGGAGGCGCAGUGCGCAUAAAUAGCGCGGCACCCACAGCAGCCGGCACAAACCGUUAGCACUCGUCCGGCAACCAGCAACAUGCAGAGCCCACCCAUCCUCAUCCUGGCCAUGUGCCUCCUGGCGAUCUCCUCCGUGUCCGCCAUGCCGCAGCGCCGGGUGAAGAGCCAGCGCCAGGUGGAGUACUCCUCCACCCCGUACCCCGCGGCCGGCUUCCGGCCCAGGAUCCCCUUCAACCUGCCCGGCGAGCCCGAGCAGCAGCCCAAGCUCGAGACGGAGCCCCUGACCACCACCACCAGCACCGCGACCCCCACCGAAGUGGAGACGCUGGAGAACACCGAGCCCCUGAGCACCACCGAGCAGCAGCAGCCGCAAGAGGAGACGGAAACCGAGGCGGACCUGGAGGUGUCCGUCCGCAUCCCGGCCAACACAUACGGAGUGCCCGCGGAGCAGGAGCCCCAGGAUGCCCAGGACACCGUGGAGGUGGUGGCCCAGGAGCCCGCCCGUGACUUUCAGCCACCCUCGCUGGAUGCCGUCGAGGACUUUGCCGCCGACAGCGCUUUGGCUGCUGGCGGCGAGCAGCCUGUUGCUGAUGUCCCUGCCCUGGGCCAAGCGGAGCCGGAGGACAGCGAGCCGGAGGUGAUUCCGGAGGCCAAGGCCGUUGCCCCCGCAGAGACCUACGGCCCCCCGGCCACCACCUACGGAGUGCCCGAGCUGGGCGAGCCCCAGAACGAGUUGGACGCCGAGGAGUCGCAGGUGGAACUCGUGGAAGAGGAGGAGGCGCUGGCCAACGAGCUGGCUAGCGGUCGCCUAAUCCUCCUGCCCCUCGGCGCCAGGGGAGCGCAGUUCGGUCGCCUCGUCCUGGCCGUCGAGCAGCCACGUCAGCGCCUGAGGAGCGAGCGCCUCAGGAGGAUCUAG
Drosophila ficusphila is the source of this 4032-nucleotide messenger RNA. Its product is annotated as fibrous sheath CABYR-binding protein. The record is from RefSeq and is a predicted model, not a curated record. Lineage: Eukaryota; Metazoa; Arthropoda; Insecta; Diptera; Drosophilidae.